AUGGUUCUGGCCAUUGAUCGAAGGGCUUUGAACAACGCAGAGUCGUAUCCUGUUCAACCAUUCCUCUUCUUCGGUGUCGGAACUUCCGGCAGCCAAAAGCAAAAUACGUUGAUGUAUCCCCAUCAAGUGAGUUCUCGCGGCGCCACUUUACCCAGUCGUGUCUCUUUGUUGUCAUGGAAAGACGACGGUUGA
This is a messenger RNA of Plasmopara halstedii, 192 nucleotides long. RefSeq lists its product as uncharacterized. Lineage: Eukaryota; Oomycota; Peronosporomycetes; Peronosporales; Peronosporaceae. The record is from RefSeq and is a predicted model, not a curated record. The transcript has 3 exons. The coding region runs from base 1 to 192 and encodes 63 amino acids.